UGUGUGUGUUUGUGUAAAGGAGCGACUUGUAUAAAACCUUUCACAGAAACGCAUAGAGCGCAGAUUGAGUGUGUUUUGGUUUCUUUCUCUUGAUUUUUUUCUCCUGAAGACAUAUCAGGAGGUAGGAAACUUUUCCAGGUCGGACAACCAUGAUGUUUCCCUGCAGCGCUCUGCCGCCGCCUCUGUACCCGGGCUUACUGCGUCCCUCUGCGGCUCUCGCCUCGCCUCUCAACCGGUCCCUCCACUCAGGCUUCCUGGUGGAGGAUCUCCUGCGGUUAAGUCAGCCUGUCAGCUACGUACAUCGGACUUUCCCCAGAAGUCCCGGAGAGUUUUUCCCGUUCAGCCCGGGCCCGGGCGGCCCCCUCCGGGCCUUAGACCCCAGCACAGAGCGCUCUCUGCCCCCAAACUCCAGCCAGAGCAGCAGCCGCAGCAGCAGCAGCGGCUCCCCGCAGACCUCCUGCCCGGACUCUGGCCUUAAGUUCGGCGUCAGUGCGAUACUGGCACCUUCCACACGGAGCGCUUGCUCUUCACUCCAAAGCCUUCAGACCAAGACCUUCUCUUUGCCUUUAUUUGAUGGAAGCCUUCAUCCCUUCAUCAGAGCUUCAUAUUUCACAGCCUCCUCCUCUGUGGUUCCUGUCCCGGGAACCUUUUCAUGGCCCCUGGCCCCCAGAGGGAAGCCCAGGAGAGGCAUGCUGCGGCGGGCUGUGUUCUCAGACCUCCAGAGGAAGGCUCUGGAGAGAACUUUCCAGAAGCAGAAAUACAUCAGCAAACCAGACAGGAAGAAACUUGCCAGUAAACUGGGACUCAAAGAUUCACAGGUGAAGAUCUGGUUUCAGAACCGCAGGAUGAAAUGGAGGAACUCCAAGGAGAGAGAACUGCUGUCGACAGGCGGCUGCCGCCAGCAGACCCUCCCCACCAAAACCAACCCCCACCCAGACCUGACUGACGUAGGCAGCACCAACUGCCACGGGAUGGACAGGAGUACGCCGACCGGCCACUUAGAGCUCGGCAGCCACGAGUCACAUCUUUACCACCGUGUCCACAAUCCUUCCUCUUCGUCAGAGUCCAGCAAACAGUCAGAGCUCUCCGAGUCAGACAGUGAAGAAAUCACAGUGUCAUAAACUCUCCAUAGAGGAUUCAGACAUGUGAUCACACUCUUACAGUAACAUACUAUGAGUUGUAUGUAGAUGACAUGACAAAAAAAUGAUUUAUUGAAGAAACUGGUGAAGGGAAGUGAAUGAAUACCACAAGUGCUUGAAUGUGCUCUGUACAUAGCUGUAUUUUCUGUAUUCUUCUGUGACUGUACAGUGUGUUUAUAUUACUUUAAUAUGUAGUUCGGUAUAUCUAUUUACAGUAAAUAAAG
Molecule: messenger RNA, 1363 nt
Organism: Centropristis striata (black sea bass)
Lineage: Eukaryota; Metazoa; Chordata; Actinopteri; Perciformes; Serranidae
Product: homeobox protein DBX1-B-like
Exons: 4
Coding region: 150-1121 (323 amino acids)
Biological process (GO): cell differentiation in spinal cord; regulation of transcription by RNA polymerase II
Molecular function (GO): DNA binding; DNA-binding transcription factor activity, RNA polymerase II-specific
Source: RefSeq, a predicted model, not a curated record